Messenger RNA from Drosophila suzukii, 2198 nucleotides. It is a transcript of the gene fiz, whose product is annotated as fezzik. Gene Ontology annotation, molecular function: flavin adenine dinucleotide binding; oxidoreductase activity, acting on CH-OH group of donors. Lineage: Eukaryota; Metazoa; Arthropoda; Insecta; Diptera; Drosophilidae. The record is from RefSeq and is a predicted model, not a curated record.
GAUAGAACCGGGUCCAAUCGAGUGCCAAACACCAUGUCGCAAGCCGGCUUCCAGAAUCUCACCAUUGAGACACUGGCCAUUGGCCAAAAUCAAUGUGGAGCCGCUGUUUCUCCACAUGCCAUCGGAUUAUUUAGUGGAAUGGUGACCGUUCUUCUGCAAUCUCUUCUAUCAGCCCAGUGCCUAAUUUCACCAGCCAGCCAAUGGCCAGCGGACUACGGAGGUGACUUGAGUAAACCCUAUGACUUUGUGGUCAUUGGAGCAGGAUCCGCGGGAUCCGUGGUGGCCAGCCGACUCAGCGAGAAUCCCGAGUGGAAAGUUCUCGUCCUGGAGGCAGGCGGAGAUCCACCCGUCGAAUCCGAGUUACCAGCUUUAUUUUUUGGCCUACAGCACUCGGAGUUUACCUGGAACUAUUUCACAGAACCCAGCGACAAGUCCUGUCAGGGAAUGAAAGAUGGUCGCUGCUAUUGGCCGCGAGGCAGGAUGUUGGGUGGAUCUGGAGCAGCUAAUGCCAUGCUGUAUGUGCGGGGAAAUCGCAAGGACUUUGAUGGCUGGUCGGCGAUGGGAAACAAGGGCUGGAGUUACGAUGAGGUUCUGCCCUUUUUCGAACACUCUGUGACCCCGCAGGGAAAUGCCACCCAUCCCAAGGGUUAUGUGACCCUGAGUCCCUUCGAGCGACAGGAUGACCCGAUACACCAACUUAUUAUCGACGGAGCUCAGGAGUUGGGAGUUCCUUAUGUUAAGAGAUUCGAGGAGGGCAGUGAAACGGGCUAUGCCCAUGUACCUGGAACCGUGAGACAAGGUCAAAGGAUGAGCACAGGCAAGGGUUACUUGGGUGCAGUGUCCAAAACUAGACCCAAUCUGCAUGUGGUCAAGAAGGCCACGGUCACCAAGUUGAAUUUUGAUGGGAAAGUGGUAACCUCGGUUAGUUUCGAAAGGGCUGGUGUUAGCCACCAAGUGAAGGUCACCAAGGAAGUCGUACUCUCUGCAGGCGCUAUCGAUUCGCCAGCUCUUCUCUUGCGUUCCGGUAUUGGUCCUAGGCAGCAAUUGGAGGAUUUGAAUAUACCCGUACAGAUAGAUCUUCCAGGAGUUGGACGCAAUCUUCAGGAUCAUGUAAUUGUCCCCCUCUUUCUGAGACUGGACGAAGGUCAGGCUGAGGUCAUCACCGAGAAGGACAUGCUCGAUGGGAUCUAUCAGUACCUCAUCCAUCGCCGGGGACCCUUGGCCACCCACAGCACAGCCUCCUUGGUGUCUUUUAUUAACACAAAUAAGAGUAGUAACAGUGUGUAUCCAGAUACGGAGAAUCAUCACCUAUUCUUCCAGAGGGGAAACCAUGCCUCCUUAGAACUUUUCACCAAGGGUUUGUACAUCCAGGACUCAUAUAUAGAGACGCUGCAAGGUUACCUCAGGGACUCCCAUCUACUUUGUGUCUUUGUUCUACUCUCCCAUCCUAUGGCCAGGGGUGAAUUGCACCUGAAGAGCACAGAUCCCAAGGAUCCACCCAUCCUAACCAGUAACUACUUAACGGAACCAGAGGAUGUGGCCACCUUGAUGAGGGGAAUUCGCUACAUUGAAUCCCUAGAGCAGACCAAAUCACUGCGGGAUCACCGGGCUGAGAUGGCCAGGAUUCCCAUUGCGGAGUGUGACCAACUGGGGAACUACCGCAGUGAGGAAUACUGGCGAUGCUAUGCCCGGUACUUCACCAUCACCUGUUACCAUCAGUCGGGAACCGUGAAAAUGGGUCCCUCCUCCGAUCCCGAGGCCUGUGUGAGUCCCCGUCUGAGGGUCCAUGGAACAGAAAACCUCAGGGUGGCCGAUGCCAGCAUUAUGCCAGCCGUUGUGAGUGCCAACACCAAUGCGGCCACUGUGAUGAUCGGAGAAAGGGUUGCCCACUUCAUCCGAGAGGAUAACCUGGGCAGUGUGACUGGCGCCAAUGGGGGUAAAUGGGUGCCGCACAUGCAUGCGGAUGACUUCUAGUUUGAUGAUUCCGAACAGGGAAUCAUCAACUGGCAAGUUGUCAACAAGUUGUCGAUAUCAAACUGCAGUACAUUAAGUGGAAAUCGAUUCACGGACAACACAAUUAGGUAAAUUAAACUAUGUGAACUGUGGCACCUUUCACUUCGCUUUAUAAAGGUUCUACCUAUUUCCAAAACUGUUAAGCAGAUAUUAUAAUUGUACAAUGUACAUAGUUAUGCAUUCUA